Molecule: messenger RNA, 4442 nt
Organism: Zea mays
Lineage: Eukaryota; Viridiplantae; Streptophyta; Magnoliopsida; Poales; Poaceae
Product: phospholipase D family protein
Exons: 20
Coding region: 611-3964 (1117 amino acids)
Biological process (GO): intracellular signal transduction; phospholipid catabolic process; phosphatidic acid biosynthetic process
Cellular component (GO): plasma membrane
Molecular function (GO): D-type glycerophospholipase activity
Source: RefSeq, marked validated
GUCACGGCAGUGUGGGAACUUUCGCCAGAUCGGCCUCCUCGUCGCGAGCUCGGAGGGGAGGGGAGCACGCCAUCGUCGUCGGAGUUGAAGCCGAAGUAGAGCCGGCUCCGCGUCGUCGAGGUCCGCUUCGCGCGUGGCUGUUCCCGCGUCGUCGAGACGCGCGGUCGACGAGCGCCGCCUCCGCAUGCUUGAGACGCGCGGCCCGACGAGGCACGCGGCCGACGAGCGCCGCUUCCGCGUGCUCGAGGCGCGCGGCCGUGGAGCUCCGACUCGCGCGCGGCUGUUCCAGCGCGGCCUCUCAACAGUGGCUCAAAAUUUGGCGUGCAACCUUCGCUCAACCAAACACUAGUCUGGCGUGCAACCUUUGCUCAACGGUGCCUAAAAAUUUCAAGAUCAUUAGGGCGAGGAAAAGGCAAAAGCACCCCAAAUUUGGCAGGAAGCACAUCCCACCUGAUCGUUUACCCUUUUCCUGCCACGGCGCGGCAGUCCAGCUCACCGCCCCUUUCCUUCGUUCCUCGAACCGCUCCUCCCCUUCGGCUUCCGCUUCGUGUCUCGCCCGCACUCCCAAACGCCAAAACAAACCAUCCAUAUAAAUCCCCCCGAGGAAUCUAUGACCGGCGAGGAGGAGCAGGAGCACGGUGGCCACAGGUACGUCAGGAUGCCUCCGGAGCCGCCCGAGCCGGAGGGGUUGGCCGCCGCGUCGUCGGCGUCGUUCCGCCUGCCGGAGUCGGUGCGGGUGUUCGACGAGCUGCCGCGGGCCAGGAUCGUCCAGGUCUCGCGCCCUGACGCCGGGGACAUCACGCCCAUGCUGCUCUCCUACACCAUCGAGGUCCACUACAAGCAGUUUAGGUGGCUUCUAUAUAAGAAGGCCUCACAAGUGCUAUAUCUACAUUUUGCAUUGAAGAGACGUGCAUUUCUUGAAGAAUUCCAUGAGAAACAAGAACAGGUCAAAGAAUGGCUUCAAAAUUUGGGGAUAGGGGAGCAUGUGCCAGUUGUACAUGAUGAUGAUGAAGCCGAUGAUGUGCAUGUUCCUUCACAGCAUGACGAAAACUCUGUCAAAAACAGGAAUGUCCCUUCAAGUGCUGUUUUACCUGUUAUUCGACCUGCCCUUGGCCGUCAGCAAUCAAUUUCUGAUCGUGCAAAGGCUGCCAUGCAAGAAUACUUGAACCAUUUCUUGGGAAACUUGGAUAUUGUCAACUCAAGAGAGGUCUGCAAGUUUUUGGAAGUUUCACUGUUAUCAUUUCUGCCAGAAUAUGGGCCUAAGCUAAAGGAAGAUUAUGUUACAGCAAGGCACUUGCCGAAAAUUGAGAUGGACAGUAAAGAGAGAUACUGUUCAUCCUGUUGUUUUAGUUUUUGCAGUAGUAGCUGGCAAAAGGUUUGGGCUGUACUGAAGCCAGGAUUCUUGGCUUUACUUCAAGAUCCAUUUGAUCCUAAGCUCUUGGACAUAAUUAUUUUCGAUGUGUCACCUUGCACUGAUAGAGAUGGAGAUGACCAAACCACUCUAGCAAAGGAGAUAAAGGAACGUAAUCCAUUGCAUUUUGGAUUUGAGGUAUCUUCUGGGGGGCGGACAAUAAAAUUGAGAACAAGAAAUUCAGUUAAGGUAAAGGAUUGGGUUACUGCAAUAAAUGCUGCUCGACGACCCCCAGAGGGCUGGUGUCACCCUCACCGUUUUGGUUCAUUCGCACCACCUAGGGGUUUGACUGAAGAUGGUAGUGUCGUACAAUGGUUCAUAGAUGGCCAUGCUGCAUUUGAUGCUAUUGCUUCUUCCAUUGAGGAAGCCAAAUCAGAGAUAUUUAUAACUGACUGGUGGCUGUGCCCAGAAUUGUAUCUUCGUCGCCCCUUUCACUUUCAUGGAUCCUCUAGGCUUGAUAUUCUUCUGGAAUCAAGGGCGAAACAAGGGGUACAGAUUUACAUUCUUUUGUACAAGGAAGUAUCUCUUGCGUUGAAAAUCAACAGCAUGUACAGUAAACGGAGGCUACUUAACAUUCAUGAGAAUGUUAAAGUUCUGCGCUACCCAGAUCAUUUCUCGACUGGCAUAUAUCUAUGGUCUCACCAUGAAAAAAUUGUUGUUGUUGAUAAUCAAGUAUGCUAUAUUGGAGGUCUUGAUUUGUGCUUUGGUCGUUAUGAUUCCCCUGAGCAUAAAGUUGUGGAUUUUCCUCCAUCAACAUGGCCAGGAAAGGAUUACUACAAUCCUAGGGAAUCUGAGCCAAAUUCUUGGGAGGACACAAUGAAAGAUGAGCUGGAUCGUACUAAAUAUCCUCGCAUGCCUUGGCAUGAUGUUCAGUGUGCACUUUAUGGUCCAGCAUGUAGAGAUGUAGCAAGGCAUUUUGUUCAGAGAUGGAAUUAUGCGAAGAGGAAUAAAGCACCAAAUGAGCAAGCAAUCCCAUUAUUAAUGCCUCAUCAUCACAUGGUAAUCCCUCAUUACAUGGGUACAGGCAAGGAAACAAAUGGGGUAAUGGAGAGUAAACAGAACCUUGAUAAGGAUAUUAAGUUUAAUAGGUUAAACUCCUUGACCACACCAGCAUCAUGUCAGGACAUUCCGUUGCUUUUGCCACAUGAACCUGAUCACCAUAUAUUUGCAAGUGGAGAUUUUGGACUGAAUGGCAUGAAUAUCACCAAUGGUCUUUCAGAUCAUGCGAAUAAAUCCAAUUGGAACCAGCAGCCAGUUUCCAACCGAAAGGCCAAACAAGACCUUUCUUUACAAGAUUUACAGAUGAAAGGAUUUGUGGAUAAUAUCGGUUCCCCUGAGGUUUCAGUGUCUAAGCACUAUAGCACCUCAAAUCCAAAUAUGCAACACAUAGAUAAGGAGUGGUGGGAGGCACAAGAACGAGGAGAUCAAGUUGCCUCUGUGCUUGAUGUUGGAGAAGUUGGUCCCCGAGCAGCAUGUCGUUGCCAGGUCGUUAGAAGUGUUGGCCCAUGGUCAGCAGGAACAGCUCAAAUCGAAGGAAGCAUCCAUAAUGCCUAUUUUUCUCUUAUUGAAAAGGCAGAACAUUUUGUUUACAUCGAGAAUCAGUUUUUCAUUUCAGGUCUUUCAGGGGAUGACACAAUUAAGAAUCGUGUAUUAGAAGCACUAUAUAGGCGCAUACUUAGAGCAGAAAAAGAGAAAAGGCGCUUCCGGGUUAUUAUUGUCAUACCACUUUUACCUGGUUUUCAGGGUGGCAUUGAUGAUGGUGGAGCUGCGUCUGUGAGGGCAAUUAUGCAUUGGCAAUACCGAACUAUUUGUAGAGGACCUAAUUCAAUUCUUAAAAAUCUGUAUGAUGUGGUUGGCUCGAAGGCGGAUGAUUAUAUCUCAUUUUAUGGGCUUAGAGCACAUGGAAGAUCAGAUGAUGGGGGUCCUCUGGUCACCAAUCAGAUAUAUGUGCACAGUAAAUUGAUGAUUAUUGAUGAUCGCAUGGCAUUGAUUGGCUCAGCCAACAUAAAUGAUAGAAGCUUGCUUGGAUCUAGGGAUUCUGAGAUUGGUAUAAUUAUUGAAGAUAAAGAGGUUGUCAGUUCUAUAAUGGAUGGAAGACCUUGGGAAGCUGGAAAGUUCUCCCUCAGCCUACGACUUUCUCUAUGGGCAGAACACCUUGGUCUUCUUCCAGGAGAGGUUAGUUGCAUUAUGGAUCCUGUGGAUGAUUCAGCGUACAAAAACAUCUGGAUGGCCACUGCUAAGGAGAAUACCGUGAUCUACCAUCAAGUAUUCUCAUGUGUUCCCAACGAUCACAUCCAUUCUAGGUAUCAAUUUCGCCAAAGUUUUGCUCAUCGUAAGGAGAAAAUUGGCCACACAACCAUAGACUUGGGUGUUGCCUUAGAAAACCUGGAAACGCAACAGGAGGGAGACCUGGCAUGUGCCAAACCAAUGGAACGGUUGCAGGACGUUCGGGGUCAUAUUGUUUGCUUCCCUUUGGAGUUCAUGUGCCAAGAGGACUUGAGACCUUUCUUCAGUGAGAGCGAGUAUUAUACAUCUCCACAAGUUUUCCAUUAGGGCUUGUUCGGUUAUUUCAAUUUCAUGUGGAUUGGUGUGUAUUGGAGUGAAUUAGGAUGAAUUUUGACUUGCUAUGGAUUUAAACUGACUCAAUACCAUCUAAUCCACAUGGAUUAAUGUUGAAACGAACAAGCCCUUAGUGUUUAUUUUCCCGCUUUUGGCGAAAGUCCGCCCAUAGGUACAUGUUAUAGGGUUAUUAUACUUGUAUAUGCCUAGAUCGUGUCUCGUGCCUGGAUGAAUAGGAAAAACAAAAACAAAGGAACAACCAUAUCCUUGCUAGUUUCGGGUAUAUAGGAUAUGACGGCCAAGAUUUGUACAGAUCGUUUAUCAGAGUUAGUUCGGGCAGCAGAUGUUGCCCUAUUAGAUGAAUUCUUUUAUGCAAAAUAAAAUGCACUUAAAGCUGAAUUUGAUGCCUUGUAGUCUUGUACAUUGAGCAUUGGCAGAUUCUGUUGAAAUUUGUUAUCUGAUCAUUAUUGUG